AUGAGCGCAUAUGUCGAUCCGAUGGGGGCUACAGUGGAACACUGCAACGCCAUGGCCACUCAAUUCCCUGAUUUGGCCGAGAAAUAUUACAAUGUGUUUCGCCAGUGCUGUCAACAAAAGCUAUGGCAUCAAUUAACCUUGUGCAUGAUGGAGUUUUACACGGCCGACGACACCAAUCGACCAAUUUCGGGUGACAACAAAAGCACUUACUUGGCAUUGUACAAGGAACUCGUGCAAGCCGUGGCUGGAAAGUUGAAUAAAUUGUCCGUCUCCCAAAUUGCUGCUGCGGUUGCCUUUUCCGGUCUCUCGCAAGAAGAAGGAACCGCAUUGUUGGAUGCCUUGCUAGAAACCACCCCAAAGACUGACAUUGCUUCCAAGUUGUAUUUGGAAUCCAAGAGAUCGCUUUUGCUAUUGAACGACUCUCCUGACAAGGAAACUCUUGCCUCUAUUUACGCCCUGAUCAAAACCAACAAGGAACUGUUGGAUCAAUUGAUUCAAGAUUCUCCGGAUGUCAUUAUUGUCAAUCGUGCGCACUACGAAAUGACAAUGUCGUAUUACAAGAUUGUUGGUCCACCAGAAGCCUUUUACGAAGAAGCCAUUCGGUAUCUCAAUUAUUACACACCCGAGGACAAGGAUGCCGACAAGGCCAAGUCACAACAGUUGGCGGUCGAUAUUUGUCUGUCUGCAUUGACAGGAGAGGGCGUUUACAACUUGGGACAAGUCGUUAGCAAUCCCAUGUUGUUGGCCCUCAAGGAGACACCAGAUGCUUGGUUGAUGGAACUCCUGGAAGCUUGUGGCAAUGGACAAGUUACGGAAUUCAAGGAACUGGUAUCCGUAAAGUAUCCUGCUCAAAUUGCUUCCCAGCCAGCUCUCGUCAAUAUGGGAGUACAAAUGCAAGAAAAAAUGACCCUCCUCGCACUGGUCAAGAUGAUUUUUGAACGACCUGCCAGCGAACGAACUGUGGAUUUUGCCACUAUAUCCAAAGUGUUGCAAAUUUCCGUGGAUCAAGUGGAGUGGGUCAUUAUGCGAGCCUUUUCGGUCAAGCUAAUGGAAGGAAGUAUGGAUCAAGUGGAUGAGAUUGUACAUGUCACGUGGAUCUUGCCCCGUGUCUUGGACAAUGGACAAAUGUCGGCUUUGGCCAAUCGAUUUGGGGAAUGGGCCGUCAAGGUGGCAAAGACCAAGGAAAGCAUGCAAGCGGAUGGUGGGGCAUUGACUCAAUAA
Molecule: messenger RNA, 1221 nt
Organism: Cylindrotheca closterium
Lineage: Eukaryota; Bacillariophyta; Bacillariophyceae; Bacillariales; Bacillariaceae
Source: the annotation of a GenBank genome assembly